AUGUCGGAGAUGCUUGACCUCUCUUUUCUGUCUGAGAUGGAAAGAGAUUUGAUCCUUAGUGUUCUACAACGAGAUGAGGAACUUCGGAAAGCAGAUGAGAAAAGGAUUAGGCGAUUAAAGAAUGAAUUACUGGAGAUAAAAAGGAAAGGGGCCAAGAGGGGCAGCCAACACUAUAGUGAUCGGACCUGUGCCCGGUGCCAGGAGAACCUGGGCCGUUUGACUCCUAAGACCAACACUUGUCGGGGUUGUAAUCAUCUGGUGUGCCGAGACUGCCGUAUCCAUGAAAGCAAUGGUACCUGGAGGUGCAAGGUGUGCGCCAAGGAAAUAGAACUGAAGAAGGCAACUGGAGACUGGUUUUAUGACCAGAAACUGAAUCGUUUUGCUUACCGCACAGGCAGUGAGAUAAUCAGGAUGUCCCUGCGCCGCAAACCUGCAGUGAAUAAAAGAGAGACUGUGGGACAAUCCUUCCAUCAUCAGUCACAGAUGGAUGAUGUCUGGCCAGGAAGAAAGAUCAUUCAGGAGCAACAGAAGGAGCCCAGUGGAUCAAUCGAAGUGCCCAAGCAGAAAAGUGGAAAGAGUGCACUGGAGGCUGAGAGUGAGAGUCUGGAUAGCUACACAGCUGACUCAGAUAGCACAUCCAGGAGAGACUCUCUGGACAAAUCUGGCCUCUUUCCAGAAUGGAAGAAGAUGUCUGCUCCCAAAUCUCAGGGAGAAAAGGAAACGCAGUCUGGAAGUCAAAAUGUGAUAACUGUCAAUGAAGGUGAAAUGAUAUUCAAGAAGAACACCAGAAAAAUCUUCAGACCUUCAGAAUAUACUAAGUCUGUGAUUGAUCUUCGCCCAGAAGAUGUGGGGCAUGAAUGUGGCUCUUUGGGAGAUAGAAGCAAAUCUGUCCCUGGACUCAGUCUGGAUAUGGAAGAAGAAGAGGAAGAGGAAGAAGAGGAAGAAGAAGAAGACAUUGACCACCUGGUGAAGUUGCAUCGCCAGAAAUUAGCCAGAAGCAGCCUGAGAAGUGGCUCCUCCAUGAGUACAAUAGGCAGCAUGAUGAGCAUCUAUAGUGAAGCUGGUGAUUUCGGGAACAUCUCUGUGACUGGCAAGAUUGCCUUUUCCCUGAAGUAUGAACAGAAAACACAGACUUUGGUCAUUCAUGUGAAGGAGUGCCACCAGCUGGCUUAUGCUGAUGAAGCUAAGAAGCGCUCUAAUCCAUAUGUGAAGACUUAUCUGCUGCCUGAUAAGUCCAGGCAAGGAAAAAGAAAAACCAGCAUCAAGAGGGACACCAUAAAUCCAUUAUAUGAUGAGACCUUCAGAUAUGAGAUCCCAGAAUCUCUCCUGGCCCAGAGGACGUUGCAGUUUUCAGUUUGGCAUCAUGGUCGUUUUGGUAGAAACACUUUUCUUGGAGAGGCAGAUGUCCAGAUGGAUUCCUGGAAGCUUGAUAAGAAACUGGAUCAUUGCCUUCCUUUGCAUGGAAAGAUCAGUGCUGAGUCCCUGACUGGCUUGCCAUCACACAAAGGCGAGUUGGUGGUUUCAUUGAAAUACAUCCCAGCCUCCAAACUCCCUGUUGGAGGUGACCGGAAAAAGAGUAAAGGUGGGGAAGGGGGAGAGCUCCAGGUAUGGAUCAAAGAAGCCAAGAACCUGAUGGCUGCCAAAUCAGGAGGGACUUCAGACAGCUUUGUCAAAGGAUACCUCCUUCCCAUGAGGAACAAGACCAGUAAGCGUAAAACUCCUGUGAUGAAGAAGACCUUGAAUCCCCACUACAACCAUACAUUUGUCUACAAUGGUGUGAAGCUGGAAGAUCUACAACAUAUGUGCCUGGAACUGACUGUGUGGGACCGGGAGCCCCUGGCCAGCAAUGACUUCCUGGGAGGGGUCAGGCUGGGUGUUGGCACAGGGAUCAGUAAUGGGGAAGUGGUGGACUGGAUGGAUUCGACUGGGGAAGAAGUGAGCUUAUGGCAGAAGAUGCGACAGUACCCAGGAUCUUGGGCAGAAGGGACUCUGCAACUUCGUUCCUCAAUGGCUCAGAAGCUGGUUUGUGAGUUGGCCAGAGAAAGUCAGAGGAAGUGA
This is a messenger RNA of Pipistrellus nathusii (Nathusius's pipistrelle), 2058 nucleotides long. Lineage: Eukaryota; Metazoa; Chordata; Mammalia; Chiroptera; Vespertilionidae. The record is from the annotation of a GenBank genome assembly.